AGAGAUUUGAUUGGCUAUGAGGUGACCAAUAGAAAGCUGUGAUCGGCAGUGUAAGCAGCGUUGCAGAAUGUUCGGAAAACUUCUUAUGUCGCUUUUUCUCGUUAUUAUUUUUUACCAUGACCCUGCAGACGCACAGAAGAAAAAAGAGACUCUGCUGUCAGAGAAGUUGACUCAGAUGAUGGAGUGGGCCUCAAAGCGUUCAGUUAUCAGGAUGAACGCAGAUAAGUUUCGUCGCUUUGUCAAGGCUCCUCCCAGAAACUACUCGGUUGUCAUCAUGUUUACGGCACUGCAGCCACAGAGACAGUGUGGGGUCUGCAGACAAGCUGAUGAGGAGUUCCAGGUGCUGGCUAACUCCUGGCGUUAUUCCUCUGCCUUUACUAACAAAGUCUUCUUUGCAUCUGUUGAUUUUGAUGAAGGAUCUGAUGUCUUUCAGAUGCUUAGUAUGAAUUCUGCGCCGACAUUUCUCCACUUCCCACCCAAAGGAAAACCUCGCAGGUCUGAUACCUACGAGCUGCAGGUUAGAGGCUUUGCAGCAGAGCAGCUGGCUAGAUGGGUGGCAGACAGAACAGAUGUACAGAUCCGUGUCAUUCGUCCUCCAAACUAUGCAGGGCCACUCCUGUUGGGUUUCCUCCUGGCUGUUAUUGGAGGACUGGCAUAUCUGCGAAGACACAAUUUGGAGUUUCUCUUUAACAAGAAUGUCUGGGCCUUCUCUGCACUGUGCUUUGUCCUGAUUAUGACUUCAGGCCAGAUGUGGAACCACAUUCGAGGACCACCUUAUGCACACAAGAACCCCAGCACCGGACAAGUUAGUUACAUCCAUGGCAGCAGUCAGGCCCAGUUUGUGGCUGAGACACACAUUGUCCUACUCUUCAAUGCUGCUGUUACCAUGGGAAUGGUGCUGCUGUGUGAGGCCGCUACCUCUGACAUUGACAUUGGAAAGAGAAAAAUUAUGUGUGUAGCAGGUUUGGUCUGGUGAUGCUGUUCUUUAGCUGCUGCUCUCCAUUUUCAGAGCAAAGUACCAUGGAUACCCAUACAGCUUCCUGAUGUUAGAGCUGACCCCACCAAAUCCACAGCAGUAUCAACAGGAAAUUCCCCAAGUGCUGUCAACAAGAAGGUGCUGUCCAAGACAAUGCCACAUUUCUGUUAAGGGGCUGUCUGCUAAGCCAUGGCUUGUCUUCUAAUCUGUUCACUUUUGUUGAGCCAAAAGUGUUUGCCCACACACACACACACACACACACACACACCACACACACACACACCACACACACACACACACACACACACAACACUGUGCCUUUAUAAAGACUUAGCA
This is a messenger RNA of Etheostoma spectabile (orangethroat darter), 1312 nucleotides long. It is a transcript of the gene magt1, whose product is annotated as magnesium transporter 1. The coding region runs from base 68 to 976 and encodes 302 amino acids. The transcript has 10 exons. Gene Ontology annotation, cellular component: oligosaccharyltransferase complex. The record is from RefSeq and is a predicted model, not a curated record. NCBI's taxonomy places the organism in Eukaryota, Metazoa, Chordata, Actinopteri, Perciformes, Percidae.